Molecule: messenger RNA, 1398 nt
Organism: Megachile rotundata (alfalfa leafcutting bee)
Lineage: Eukaryota; Metazoa; Arthropoda; Insecta; Hymenoptera; Megachilidae
Product: queuosine 5'-phosphate N-glycosylase/hydrolase
Source: RefSeq, a predicted model, not a curated record
AGACUACAUUAUAUAUGUAUAGGAUGAGUUGCGUACGAAGGGUUCAUGGGGUAGCUACGAAUUUCUUCUUAGGUUUAAUUUUUUUUUAAAUUCCUGACUAAAUAAACUGUGAUACUCAAUCAACCAUGGCCCUAAUGCCAAAGGAAUCUGCGAAAGUAAUAGCAAGACUAUCCAAGAAUGUUUUUAUCGAAGAAGAAGGCGUUAAAAAUCUUGCCUGUGCGAUUUUAGAAGGUCUUAAAAAUCGUGAAGUAAGCGUGAACAAUUUUUCUCAACAUGAAUUUCAUCCUUCUCCUGAAGAUCCAAUUGCUGUUGAUUGGAUAUUUGUCUUGGAUACAUUGAAUUAUUCUUUUUGGAGUAAGAAGGAUUCUCUCAAGUGGACUGUUAAUGGUCAGACUGGAUAUUUUGCAUUAUGCGCUGCUAUUAAGAGGGCUAUAAACGAGGGGAAACAUAUAGUCGAUCCAAAGUAUUACUCGCAGAUAACAAGAAGCGAGGCCGAACAAAUUUUUCGGGGUGAUAAUCAAACUAGUAUUCCGCUAUUAGACGAAAGAGUUAAGUCCUUGCGAGAGGCUGGAAAGAUUUUGUUAGAGAAGUAUCAAGGUACAUUCGUAGAAUGUAUCAAGUCCUGUUUAGGCUCAGCAGAGCAGCUACUCAAACGUAUCGUAAACGAGUUCGAGUCGUAUCAGGAUGAGGCAGACUAUGACGGUCAUAGAGUCAGUUUUUAUAAAAGAGCUCAAAUACUUGUGGGAGAUAUUUGGGCUUGCUUCAAGGGCGAAGGAAUUGGUAAAUUCCACGACAUAGAUUACAUCACGAUGUUCGCCGAUUAUCGUAUACCUCAAGUUCUGGUACACUUUGGUGCAAUUCGGUACAGUAAUCCGCUUCUCAGCAGAUUGCAGUGCGAUGUAGAGUUAGAAAACGGUAGUGACGAUGAGAUAGAAAUUCGAGGUUGCUCGAUAGAGGCAGUCGAGCGAGUGAGAGACGAAGUGUGGUCUCUCAUCGAGCGUUAUCCGAAUUUGGAUUUAAAGAAAACGGAUAUAAACGCUAUACUCAUAGAUCACUUUCUGUGGGACUAUCGACGGAAACACGCGGCUCAGUUAGAAAGUAUACCGUUCCAUAAAACCAGAUGCAUAUAUUACUGAGCUUUGGUCCCGGUUGGAGCCAACGUUUUGAAAGUUUGCCGAGGAAACUUUAAGAAUAGCUCGUAAACAUUUGCAGAGAUUAUUUUCUCGGGUGUAAUGAUUUCUUUUUUGAUACACCACGAUUUAUACUGUGAUCAUCUUUUAUAAUUAUUCGUACGACGAAGAACUAUUUUUAUGGUUGAAUGAUAUCCAUAGAAUUAGUGACCUUAAACUCAUGUAUGUGCAAAUGUUUGAAUAAAACGUUGAGCAUUUUUUUUAAUAA